Egretta garzetta (little egret) is the source of this 303-nucleotide messenger RNA. Its product is annotated as parvalbumin beta. Gene Ontology annotation, cellular component: nucleus; cytoplasm. Lineage: Eukaryota; Metazoa; Chordata; Aves; Pelecaniformes; Ardeidae. The coding region runs from base 37 to 303 and encodes 88 amino acids. The record is from RefSeq and is a predicted model, not a curated record. The transcript is spliced from 3 exons. Gene Ontology annotation, molecular function: calcium ion binding.
ACCCAAUAUUCUUUUUCAUUUUACAGUAGCUUUGACAUGGCUCUUUCUAGUAUCCUGACAGAAGCUGAAAUUGCUGCUGGCCUACAGAGCUGUCAAGCUGCUAAUUCAUUCAAUUACAAAACCUUUUUUGUCAAAGUGGGUCUCAACUCCAAGUCCAAAGACCAGCUCACCAAAGUCUUUGGAAUUCUUGACCAGGACAAGAGUGGCUUUAUCGAGGAAGAUGAAUUGGAACUUUUCCUGCAGAAUUUCUCAGCCAGUGCCAGUGCUUUGACUGAUGCCGAGACCAAAGACUGCCUUUAUUAA